Molecule: messenger RNA, 2670 nt
Organism: Stylophora pistillata
Lineage: Eukaryota; Metazoa; Cnidaria; Anthozoa; Scleractinia; Pocilloporidae
Product: putative tRNA (uracil-O(2)-)-methyltransferase
Biological process (GO): tRNA methylation
Molecular function (GO): tRNA (uridine) methyltransferase activity; metal ion binding
Source: RefSeq, a predicted model, not a curated record
GCUGUCUCUAAUGGCAUGUGGCGAAUGUGACGUGAGAAUUUGCGACCCCAACAUGGAUGAGGGUUUCCUUGUGGAAGGAUGGAGAAGUGUAGACUCUUCAGUUACACCGGCUGACUUUUUUCGUUUCCAAGAUGCAGUGAAUUUAUGGAUAGAAAGACCAAAUGUUGUGAAUCGUCGCCUGAUGGGUGCACUUAUUGUGAAGAAAAUGUUUGGUAAACGUUUGACUGGAAGUGAUCUUUUGUCUAUUAUUGAUGCUGAAAGCAAGUGUUUAUUUCAAGAUACCGAUUUAGAUCAUAAAACGUGGCAGUGUGAAGGGGGUGAUUAUCGUUUUGGCCCGGAAGAUAAAGAAGCUUCUGGUUCCUUUGAAACUCAAUGUUUUUCGAAGGAUUCAGCAGAGCGUCAAGACGGUGAAGAAUCAGUUUCCUGCAUUGUUCGUAAGUUAAUACCAAGACAGGCUCAUGGUGAAUCAACGGGUGCCAUGUUGGAGCUAGUCAUUCUAGAAAGAAACAAAAGUCGAGUUUGCUUUUGUCCACUUUCACCUAUGGCAAUGGAGAAAGGUUUAAAAAGUUACGAAGAUCUCUUGGACAUCUCCAAGUCAUACUCAUUUGUCUAUCAUCAGCCAUCUUGUAAAGGAAAACCUGCAAGAGUUUCACUACUAGUGAUGGACAGUGCAACAUUGUCUGAAAAUGGAAGAGAUGGGAUAUCAUGUCCUACAAUUCACUGGCUGAAGGAUAUCUUACUUCCUAAACUUUGCAAGUGGGCAGGAGAAGUUCAUGAUAGCCAAGUUAGUAGAGGUUCAUUAAGACUUGUCCCUUUGGAUCAGUACACAAAGAUUUAUCAACGCCUCAAGCAAGACUAUGGAGAAAAGUUUGUAAAGAUGUGGCCAGAAAGAACAGACCCCCAGAAAUUUGUAUAUGAAGAUAUUGCUAUAGCUUCAUAUUUGCUGCUCCUUUGGAAGAAGGAGAGACAUGAGAAGAAUCUUAAGCAGAAGCAGAGCUUUGUUGAUCUUGGAUGUGGAAAUGGAUUCCUGGUUCACAUUCUCAGCAAAGAAGGGCAUCCAGGAAGUGGUAUUGAUUUGCGUCGACGUAAAAUUUGGGAUCUGUAUGGUGGAGAUACCUCACUCCAGGAAAAGGCAGUGAAUCCUACUUUACCUAGUCUGUUUCCAGAUGUUGACUGGCUCAUUGGCAAUCACUCUGAUGAACUUACUCCCUGGAUACCUGUAAUGGCUGCUAGAUCGUCGACCAUGGCUCAAUAUUUCGUGUUACCAUGUUGCUUGUUUGACUUUAACUGUAAGUUUAACAGGAAAAAUAGUAAGGUGACGCAGUAUCGAGGUUACUUGGAUUUUGUGUACGAUGUGGGAGAAAAAUGUGGUUUCCACGUAGAAGAAGAUUCAUUAAGGAUUCCUUCUACCAAAAGGAUCUGUCAUAUUGGACGACCAAGAACAUUUACUGAGAACAAUGAUGACUUGCGAAUCAUAUCAAUUAAGGAUAUGAUACAAGAGAGAGGUUGCAAUCUUGAUGAUGAAAAACCACCUGAAACUUUGAGAAACAUCACUUCCCAAAAGUUUAUGAAAGAUAGCGUUUUGUUUCAGUCUUGCGCGACAAAUCACGUAGCACCUCAUGAACAAAGUACAGGCGCUGUGGACAUCCAACGACAGGACCUUCAGCCUCAUGCUACUGAGGGCUUGCUGUAUGGAGGGAACGCCAGCAUUCAAACCACUGCCACCAAGUCUUAUUCAACUAUUUCUAAACAAUCGCCCUCCAGUUUUCAGCCUCGUGCUCCAAUGGAAUCAGUACGAAACUGUACAACUUUAGAAAGAUCGCUCAAAGAAAAUAUUGUCAGUGUUGUAGCAAGGUACUUGUUGGGUUUACCUCUUUCAAGUGAUAAUUUUUCGAGCCCUUUAAGCUCUAUUUCAAAGGCUGACAAAGAUGGUAAACGUGCAGGAGCCUUUGCAUCCAAAUGGCGAAAAGGAGGUACUAUGCAAAUUUGUGAAGUAGCUAAAUUGUUUGACAAAGACACUCUGGUUCAACUUAAGCAUGAAUGUGGAGGUCUUCAGACCUUGUUGCGAAAUCACUAUCAUAUUUUCAAAGUUGCAGGCGGUUUGAUUGAAAUGAAGGAUUGGAGUCAAGAAUCCUUAUUCCCUGGUGCAAAGAAACGUGAUUUAGGAAGGAAGCUGCAAAGAUCUUACGCAUUAAGGAAGACUUCAUUUUGUUGGUUUUACUUACAUCAUCCUGAUGGAUGUCCAGUACCAGCGGAGAAUUGUCGUUAUGCACACACUACAGAUGAUCUAAGAGAACGACCCUCAGCAGAAGUCCUAAAUAGUUUAUGAGUAUUAAGGUCAUCCAAUAAGGUUUUUUAAACUCUCUAAAAGAAAACGAUAAGAGACCAAGAAGAAAAGAGGUUCCUGUGAGGUUCAGAAAUCGUGAAGAACUGAGUAAUCAAAGACUCAAAACCACAAACUAAUAUCCAAUGCUGUUUGCACUUAAGUUUUCUGUCACCUGAUUGGAUUUUCCUUUGCAACACAGUAACAUUCCAUCAAUAACGUAAAUGAUACUGGUGUGAUCAGUUUUUUCGAGUUUCAUAUUGUUAGUUGACAAAGGCACAGUAAAUAGGCUUCGACCAAUGUAGGUCAGAGGAAUUCAUUAAAAGGAUUGGGGUCAUAAUGUCAAA